GCAUUCUUUUUGAAUAAGUGUAAGUUACUGAUUUAGUUUAGUUUAGUAAACAAAUAACCUUAAGAAAUGUCAUAUGGUUACCCUCCUGCUGGGCAAGGCCAAGGCUACCCACCACAGCAAGGUGGAUACCCAGGAGGACAGGGUGGAUAUCCUGGACAAGCCCCAGGAGCUUACCCACCGACUGGGGCACCAGGUGGCUACCCACCUUCUACAGGAGCACCUGGAGGUUACCCACCAGCUUCAGGGGCCCCAGGAGGUUACCCCCCAGCUGCUGGAGCUCCAGGUUACCCACCACAACAAGGAGGGUACCCACCUCAAGGAGGUUACCCAGGAGGUCCCCCAGCGGCCGGAGGAAUUGGUUUUGAAGGUCUUGCAGCACAAGCUGGUGGACCACCACAGCAUCCAGCUCAGAACUAUGGGCAGCCAGGAGCAAUGCCUUAUGGUGGUGGUGCUCCUCCACAGGCCCCAUACGGUGGAGGUUACCCUCAAACUUCCGCUCCAGCCCCUGGCUAUCAAACGCAGCCCAACUAUGGUGCUCCACCUGCACAGCAACCAUAUGGUGCCCCUCCACAGCAAGGAUAUGGUGCACCGCCCGCGAGUAGUUACCCAUCAGCUCCGAUGCCUGGUUCAAACCAACUGUACGGACAACCCCCUGCCCAACAGGCAUACGGACAACCCCCACAUACACAAGCCGCUUACUCUGGAUCUCAAUACGGUAAACCUGACAAGAUGGCUCAACAAUUAAGCAGUGGUAUGGCAGCAAUGACAAUCAAAACCCAUGGAACUGUCACUCCAUAUCCCAACUUUAAUCCAGAACAUGACGCUCAAGUUCUUAGAAAAGCAAUGAAAGGACUAGGAACUGAUGAGAAAGCAAUUAUUGAAGUGAUUGGGAAACGAACAAACAAGCAAAGACAGGAAAUCAAGAUAAAGUACAAGCAAUCAUAUGGCAGGGAUCUCGUCAAAGAUUUCAAGUCUGAAGUGAGCGGCAACUUUGAAGAUGUUCUCUGUGGGUUGAUGAUGACACCGCGAGAAUACGACGCAUAUUGUUUGCGCAAAGCAGUAUCUGGUGUUGGAACAACUGAAUCGACCUUGGUUGAAAUCCUGGUGUCUCGUACCAACCAAGAGAUCAAGGAGAUUCAGGCAAAAUACAAAGAACUUUACAAGGAGAACCUCGAGAAGAGGUUGGUUAGCGAAACAAGCGGUCACUUCAAGAAACUGUUGGUGUCUCUUAACAACGCAUGCAGAGAUGAAACUUCACAUGUGGAUCACAACAAAGCUAGGGAAGAUGCAAACAAACUCUACCAGGCUGGUGAGAAGAAGUGGGGAACAGAUGAAAGCACGUUUAACAUGAUCAUGGCAUCUAGGAGCAUGGCACAACUUCGUGCAACAUUCGAGGAGUAUUAUAAGAUUGCCAACCGAGACAUCAUUAAGUCGGUGAAAGGUGAAUUCUCAGGUGACGUUGAAGAUGGGAUGGUAGCUGUGAUAGAAGUAGCGAGGAAUCCUGCUGCUUAUUUUGCAAGGAGACUCCAUGAGUCUAUGAAGGGAGCUGGUACCAAGGAUCAUAUACUUAUCCGUGUGGUGGUGUCUAGAUCAGAGGUGGAUAUGGUUGAAAUUAAACGUGAUUUCCAAGCCAUGUACAAGAUACCUCUUGCCAAGUACAUAGGUGAUGAUACUGGUGGAGACUAUAAGAAGAUAUUACUUACCAUUGUCGGACAUUAGUUGUUUGAUGUAUCAUGUUUGCUGUUAUGUAGAUUUAUAAUUUACAAAAUUUUACCAAAAAUGACUGGUUUUAGCACUCAUAAUUUUAGCGUAUAUUCUUUGAGUCAUUUCAUUCUGAUACGUGCACUUUUUCAUAAAAAUUCUGAUUUUAUGUUAGUGUAGGUGUCAAUAAUUAUGUAUCUGUAAUCUGGUAUCUAUAUUGCAACACUUAGUGUCUUUAACCCAAGAAAUAAUAGAAUUGUCUCUGUUUAGCAUAUAUGUACUAAAUGGUAAUGCAAUUAGUAAUUUCUCAACAGUGCAUGGGGUCUUUAAUGCUUAGAAUGUAAAUACAUGCAAUUAUAUGUACUCUACAAAAAA
This is a messenger RNA of Ciona intestinalis (vase tunicate), 2076 nucleotides long. The record is from RefSeq and is a predicted model, not a curated record. Lineage: Eukaryota; Metazoa; Chordata; Ascidiacea; Phlebobranchia; Cionidae.